AUGGCCGCCCCGAACCCCACCAAGCCGAUCAAGAUCCUGAUGCUGCACGGCUACACGCAGACGGGCCCCCUCUUCCGCAGCAAGACACGCGCACUCGAGAAGAACCUCGCCAAAGCCUUCCCCGCCGGCGUGACCCUCACCUACCCCACCGCUCCCAUCCGCCUGUCGCGCGCCCAGAUCCCCUCCUGGGACACCGACGGCGUCAAGAAGGAAGACACGGCCGAGGACGAGGAGGAGCCCGAGGCCUACGGCUGGUGGACGCGCAAGGACAAGGUCGAGAGCGACAAGGUGCCCAUCGAGGGCAAGGGCUUCGUCUACGAGGGCAUGGAAAUUGGACUGGCCAAGGUAGCGCAGGUCCUCAAGGAGGAAGGCCCGUUCGACGGCGUCAUCGGUUUCUCGCAGGGCGCCGCCGCCGCCGGCAUGGUGGCGAGCUUGCUGGAGCCCGGCAGGAAAGAGGCCUUCGACAAGGCCGCCGAGAAGGGCGGUAUUCCGUUUCCACAGAGCUACGAAGGCGACGUGCACCCGCCGCUGAAGUUCGCCGUGUCGUACUCCGGCUUCGCUCCUGCGCAGAACCCUCUCUAUGAUGCCUUCUACAACCCCAAGAUCAAGACCCCGAUGCUGCAUUUCCUGGGCAGCGUUGACACCGUCGUGGAGGAGGCUAGAAGCUUGAGGCUGGCCCACGCUUGCGAGCAGUAUGACGGAAGGGUUGUAUACCACCCUGGUGGCCACUUUUUGCCCAGUAGCCAGAAGCAAUUCGUCAGUGUUCUGGUUGGUUUCAUAAGACAGAUUAUCGCCGAGUCGGAAAAUGCUGGAAAGAAAGAGGAGAGCGUAGAGGAUAUGGAUGUGCCUUUUUGA
This is a messenger RNA of Lasiodiplodia theobromae, 855 nucleotides long. Its product is annotated as Dihydrofolate reductase. The record is from RefSeq and is a predicted model, not a curated record. NCBI's taxonomy places the organism in Eukaryota, Fungi, Ascomycota, Dothideomycetes, Botryosphaeriales, Botryosphaeriaceae. Gene Ontology annotation, cellular component: nucleus; cytoplasm. Bases 1 to 855 code for a protein of 284 amino acids. The transcript has a single exon.